This is a messenger RNA of Melampsora larici-populina 98AG31, 2652 nucleotides long. RefSeq lists its product as uncharacterized. Lineage: Eukaryota; Fungi; Basidiomycota; Pucciniomycetes; Pucciniales; Melampsoraceae. The coding region runs from base 1 to 2652 and encodes 883 amino acids. The transcript has 3 exons. Gene Ontology annotation, biological process: protein O-linked glycosylation via mannose. The record is from RefSeq and is a predicted model, not a curated record. Gene Ontology annotation, molecular function: xylosyltransferase activity; glucuronosyltransferase activity.
AUGCCUCUACGCCCUGGUCCCAGAAAGCGCUCCAACUCCAUCAAUCCUUCACCCAGUUCUAAGCAACAAAAAGACUCGACAUCAACAACAGAAGGAUCAGGCAGUAAGGCCUUGCCGUCUUCGACUGAAUGGGCGUCUCAGCGCUUUGGCUUCGAUCAUUCUUCAUCAAACCCUUCUACUCCACCUUAUCUUGGUACGCCAGAGACGACUCCUAGAAUUUCCAGAAUAGCUUCAAAUGAAAAAAACCGUAGCACAUUAUCUAGUAGUACGAUAGACAGCCCUUCUCACACUUUCUUCGAGUAUGAACUCGGGCAAGGUUGCGCUCGCGCCGGCUCACCAUCAGGUCGUCACUUUCUUUCACCAAGCCAAAGUGAUCAAUCCUUCUCCAUCAUGAACUGCUCAGCCAAGUCAUCUUCCUCCCCUGAUCGCAGGGAAGACACUCGUAUUGAAUUUGAGCGUUCUGGCAAUCCACCGUGCUCCCCUGCUGCCGGGAUUUCUUCAUCUGUUGCCGUUACAGCAACGGUCACAAUAACCAGCACCGCUGUUCCUCCCGCUGGCUUCUCUCGCACCGGUCAACCAACUACUCACCGCCGACUCACUAGUCUUGACAACGCCAAUCGUCCACAGGAAUUUACGCUACGGAAAACUGCUCCUCCACCCAUCAAUGUGCCUGCACUUACUUGGUCUGAAAAGCCCAUAGAUUUUCUCACGGCAUCCUCUAGCGGCUCGUCAUCUUCUGAUCCACCUCGAAGCUUUAUAUACACCUUUCUUCGUGGUUGGCCAUCUUCCAGUUCUGGUUAUGAGAAUAGCGCUAGUCACUCCGAUAAAAAAGACUCGCUUUCCUUCCGCUAUUUAAUUCGCACUUUCUUAUUCUUACCGCUCGGGUUUCUUCAAUUCCUACUUGCUCCAUUUGGAUCACUUAUUUUUAUUCCAGAAUUCUUACAUUCUUCAACGAUUUCUAAAAGCUCUGGUUUCUCACCUCAUUCAAAACCUCGCGGAAGAAAGCUCCCCAAUCUACUCGCGCUCUUAUAUGUUUUCUUUUCUAUCACAAUCUUCAGUCAAGAGAUGUGCGUGAGAUUCGGCUUGGUCACCAGUAAGAGUCAAGGGAAAUUCAAAGCCUUGAAAGCGCGCCUGGUCAUUCGAAAAGUAGAAGAACUAGCCUGGGUACGCGACUGGGCUUCAGCUCGGUUUGGAACAAACGAAAAUGCUACCUCGUUGGUGAACCCUUCUCCGGUAUCAGUCGAGGAUGUCAAGUCACAAGAUACAGCUUGGGAUCCAAACGUAGCUCUCAAAAGGAGACCUGUCGAGAUCAAUCAUAGUAGCUCGGGAGGUCGUCUAUCUGGUCAGCUCAACUUGAACGCAGAUCCGUUCAGUAUAUUUCCACAUGCUGCAAGAUUUGCGAAGAUGCACUCUAAGCUUGGCAGUGAAUUUACCUCCGACAUCAGCCCAUUUUUCUUCAAGUCGACUAACCCUGUGGAAACCUCUGCAAUCACUGCGUGUUUGUACACCAACUCCUUCUGGCUUGCUCAGCUACCCGAUUUCCUUACUGAGUGGCCUGGUCCCAUCAGCCUGGUUGUGGAAUCUACCUCAUCUGAUCGCCACGAGUUGAUUUCAGCUAUUGAGCGUCUACGGGUCGAUAAUCCAGCUAUCCGAGCCCUCGUUGAUUUCCAUCUCGUCUUUAAUGCCGUUUCUGAUCUACGCCGCGAUCACACACUUCAGCGUAUGCUCACCGCCCCGCUUGCGACAAAUGCUCACCUCAAUCUUGCACGUUUCUUCAGUCGAACUGACCUUGUUUGGCUAGUUGGAGAUGCUCGGGUCACGCCUGGCGCUGGUCUUUACCAGAGUCUGGUGGAUGACGCCACAAUUCGUCGUCGAGUGCUCGACUACGGCGAUGCAAUCGUUGUACCUACAUUUGGUAUAGAGCGCAACAGAAAGGCUAGCCCAAUCCCGAAAGAAAAUAUUGAUACGGAGACUGCAGUGGAAUACUUGAAGAGCGAAUUCACCUCACUAAAACUGCCUCGUUCAGAAUGGCCUACGAGCAAGGAAGGACUAGUUAGCCUAGCUGAUACGGACGAACCACACGAGACUCCAAUUUCUCUCUUUGACCGUUCUUGGCAGCCGACCAAGGGCCCAACAAACUGGCCAUUAUGGAAAAUAUUGAAAGGUGAUGAGCUUCUUCAAAGGUCUGCUGAAGAAGGUGGUGGAAUUGGCCUAGGAGUAGCGCCAGGUAAAGUAGGAGGAGGUGAUGAACUCUACAGAGUGUCUAAUUACGAAUUGAACUACGCACCGAAUCUCAUAAUGUCACGGGAGGGUCAGGCGUGGUGUACUGAACGCUUCGAAGUCAACAAAGCAGCUUGUGUUUACCAGAUGUAUCUAAGUGGAGCGGAGCUGUGGGUCACCCCGCGUGGAUGGGCUUUUACGCUGGAGAGGAUGCACGUUAAGGCUAGGGAAUUAAACGACGCUCAGCGCUUAAUGGAUUCAAUCUCUUCCAGGCUAUACACCAAGUUUCACCAGGAAGCUUGCAUGCAAUAUGGGCGAGAGUUCAUAUCGCUGGGGAUUUGGGACGACGAGAGGGCAAGCCAUCUACGGGCAAUGUGCUCAAAGGUUCUCACGUCAUGGGGCGUUGGCGCAAUCACUCCGGGAAAGCAUUGA